CGUAAAUAAACCACACCGGAACGUUUGAACUCAUCGGUCAUGUCGCUUUUACAAACCUACCGGAGCGUCGCUUCCUCCGGGAUUUGCGGCGCCGCCAGGCCGCUGCUCCGGUCCUUCGACAGCCGCGCAGGAGCGUCCGGACUCGGCUGCGCCUGCUCUCCGCCCCCGGUAGAAACCUGCAGCUCGAGGAGGAGGAGGUUUCAUCAGCUGUCGCCUCGUCCUCAGGCACGUGCAGCGGGUCUCUGGCCUCACAGAGGAGUUUCCACCUCACCGGGGGUCAGGAGCGAUGCUGUGGGAAAGAUCGAGUCGACUCACUAUCAGCUGGUUUACACCUGCAAGGUUUGCUCCACCAGGUCCAUGCAGAAGAUCUCUAAGUUGGCGUACCACAAAGGUGUCGUGAUCGUCACGUGUUCGGGAUGUAAGAACCAUCACAUCAUCGCUGAUAAUCUCUCCUGGUUCUCUGACCUGGAGGGGAAGAGGAACAUCGAGGAAAUCCUGGCUGCCAAAGGAGAGACUGUGAGGCGGGUGGAGGGCAGCGCUGCUCUCGAGGUUGUGUUGGAUGAAUCCAGAAAAAAUAAUCCACAAAAUGGAAAAGACACAGAACGGACAGACAAUGAGCCAGAAAAGCAAUAAAGUUUGUAAUGUGUUUAUACUCUGUGUGACAAACUGAAGGAGGAACCUGUUUGCUGGUUUAUUCUGUGUGUCUGCAGGAUGCGGAUUCAGUAGCUGCCUAUGGGACUAAAAUGAAUCAUGCUUGUGGCUUUUCUCACCCGAUCUCUGAGACAUUAUUCUGUAUAAAGCAGAUAUAAAAAUACCAGAUCAGGAAGUGUCUUUUGCAGGAAAGAUGAUUAAAGAGGUCUCUACAAUUUAUCAUCUCUUUGUAAAGUGUAAGAUAAGUGUAUUUAUGUUAAAUUAAACACUCGGCUUUUUAAUUGCAUUUGUCAUUUUGAGCAAAGAGUUAAGUUUUCAAUUCCU
Salarias fasciatus (jewelled blenny) is the source of this 975-nucleotide messenger RNA. Its product is annotated as DNL-type zinc finger protein-like. The coding region runs from base 40 to 633 and encodes 197 amino acids. The record is from RefSeq and is a predicted model, not a curated record. The transcript is spliced from 3 exons. Gene Ontology annotation, biological process: protein stabilization; protein import into mitochondrial matrix; protein folding. Gene Ontology annotation, cellular component: mitochondrion. Lineage: Eukaryota; Metazoa; Chordata; Actinopteri; Blenniiformes; Blenniidae. Gene Ontology annotation, molecular function: protein-folding chaperone binding; zinc ion binding.